UUCCUCCUUUUUUUCUUUUUUACUUCUAUUAGUUUGUUUUUCCCGGCAACAACAAUAAGGACCAACACCACUCAAAAACCCUAAUUUCCUAUUCCAUCAUUCACUCAAUUCAAGUUCAAAGCCUUUGGGGGUGUUUUUUUUAGUCCUUCGACUUCAAUGGCGGAGGACCGCAAAGAGAUGAGUGAUUACAGUUCGGAGGAUGAAGGAACUGAAGAUUACAGACGCGGUGGAUAUCAUUCGGUUCGGAUUGGUGACACUUUCAAAAAUGGGUGUUAUGUUGUUCAGAGUAAGCUUGGUUGGGGUCAUUUUUCCACUGUUUGGCUUGCUUGGGAUACUCAAAAAUUGCGAUAUGUUGCCUUAAAAAUUCAAAAGAGUGCUCAGCACUACACUGAAGCGGCAAUGGAUGAAAUUAAGAUUCUCAAACAAAUUGCAGACGGGGAUAUGGGCGACAAGAAAUGUGUUGUGAAGCUUUUGGACCACUUUAAGCAUUCAGGGCCAAAUGGCCAGCAUGUUUGUAUGGUGUUUGAAUUCCUUGGUGAUAAUCUUCUCACACUUAUCAAGUAUAGUGAUUAUCGAGGUGUUCCCCUUGCCAUGGUCAAAGAAAUUUGUUACCAUGUUUUGGUGGGUUUGGAUUAUUUGCACCGCGAGCUUUCUAUAAUACACACUGACUUGAAGCCGGAGAAUGUCUUACUUCUCUCUCCAAUUGAUCCAUCUAAAGAUCCUAAAAAAUCAGGAGUCCCACUUAUACUUCCAAACACCAAGGAGAAGACCGUGUCCAAGAAUGGAAUCAUAAAAGACGAUAAAAGCUCGAAUGGAGAUCUAACCAAGAACCAGAAAAAGAAAAUGAGGAAAAAGGCUAAAAAAGCAGCUCAAGUAUCUAUUGGGAAGGAAAGUCCCGAGGUAGAAGAGGAUGAUUCAAAAACACCUGAGCAAGAUGAUACUAGUAAUGAUGUGAAGCCAAAUGUAGAAUGUGGUGAAGCGAAACCUAAUAGUCGUGCAAGUAAAGAUGAAUCGGCCAAGACUUCUGAAACUAAGGAUGUUUCACAAGGAAGUCAUAGUCGUAGGAGAGGUAGCCGCUCUACGAGAAAGAAGUUACUUGAAGCUGCUGAUCUUAAGUGCAAGCUGGUGGAUUUCGGUAAUGCUUGUUGGACGUAUAAACAAUUUACAAAUGAUAUUCAGACAAGGCAGUAUAGAUGUCCCGAGGUUCUUUUGGGUUCUAAAUACUCAACUACGGCAGAUAUGUGGUCCUUUGCUUGCAUUUGCUUUGAGCUUACCACUGGCGAUGUUCUUUUUGAUCCUCACAGUGGUGAUAACUAUGACAGGGAUGAGGAUCAUCUGGCAUUGAUGAUGGAGCUUCUUGGAAUGAUGCCUCGCAAGAUUGCACUUGGCGGCCGCUACUCUCGGGACUUUUUCAAUAGAUAUGGUGAUUUGAGACACAUUCGCCGGUUACGAUUCUGGCCUCUUACUAAGGUGCUGACUGAGAAGUAUGAUUUUAGCGAGCAAGAUGCAACUGACAUGGCUGACUUCCUCGUUCCAUUACUCGACUUUGUUCCUGAAAAGAGGCCAACAGCUGCUCAGUGCCUUAAUCAUCCAUGGUUGAGUGCAGGUCCUCGGACUCUUGAGCCCUCACUGGCUAACAUGCAACCUGAUUCUAUUGACGGAGAAAAGACUAUAAAGUCUAGUGAAAAAGCCGAGCAGGAAGCUGUGGAAGUUAGUAUGGGGAAUAUGGCCAUCAAUGGGACUUCAAAGCCACUCAAAGACCUCCAAUCUACAAAGCCAUCAGAAUAGACUCAAAUUGGCUUGUGUGAUGUGGUUUAUUCAACAUGUUACUUUUAUAUGGUAAGUCUUGAUGAUCCUUGGAGCAUGGUAUUCUAUUUAAGUGUCAUAUUGUAAGACUUAUGUGCAAAUAGGUCAUACUUAAGAGGUUAUGAUUCGAGAAACUCUUCAUACGGUGUGGCAAGGGAAGAUGAAUGGAUAUUACAAUGGAGUUACACCACUUCUUUCACCUCUUACAGAACAGUGUCUAGACCUUCACAUUCAGUAGAGAGUGCACUAAUUUAUAAUCACGAGAAUGUUUUAUUUUUUGGAGAGUUUGUUUGAAGCUUAUUCAUAGAUUAGAUGUUUAUCUUCCAAAAUGUUAUAUUUUAGGAGGUUGAACUGUACAUUUGGAUAAGUUUAUUUUUUUGUAUUAAUAAUGGAUUUUGUUGCUGUAGACAUUACCUGUGACAUAUUUUGUUUACUAUUUUUUGUAAUUCA
Molecule: messenger RNA, 2256 nt
Organism: Cicer arietinum (chickpea)
Lineage: Eukaryota; Viridiplantae; Streptophyta; Magnoliopsida; Fabales; Fabaceae
Biological process (GO): regulation of mRNA processing; spliceosomal complex assembly; peptidyl-serine phosphorylation
Molecular function (GO): protein serine/threonine kinase activity; ATP binding
Source: RefSeq, a predicted model, not a curated record